AUGGAGCGCCCUCAGCCCGACAGCAUGCCCCAGGAUCUGUCAGAGGCCCUGAAGGAGGCCACCAAGGAGGUGCAUACCCAGGCAGAGAAUGCCGAGUUCAUGAAGAACUUUCAGAAGGGCCAGGUGACCCGAAAAGGCUUUAAGCUGGUUAUGGCUUCCUUGUACCACGUCUACGAGGCCCUGGAGGAGGAGAUCGAGCACAACAGGGAGAACCCGGUCUACGCCCCCCUCUACUUCCCAGAAGAGCUGCACCGCAAGGCCGCCCUGGAGAGGGACAUGGCCUUCUGGUACGGCCCCCGCUGGCACGAGGCCAUCCCCUACACGCAGGCCACCCGCCGCUACGUGCAUCGCCUCCAGGAGGUGGGGCGCAGGGAGCCAGAGCUGCUGGUGGCCCACGCCUACACCCGCUACCUCGGUGACCUGUCGGGGGGCCAGGUCCUCAAGAAGAUUGCUCAGAAGGCCCUGGACCUGCCCAGCUCCGGGGAGGGCGUCGACUUCUUCACCUUCCCCAACAUCGCCAGUGCCACGAAGUUCAAGCAGCUGUAUCGCUCCCGCAUGAACUCUCUGGAGAUGACGCCCGAGGUCAGGCAGAGGGUCAUCGAAGAGGCCAAGACUGCCUUCCUGCUGAACAUUCAGCUGUUUGAGGAGCUGCAGGAGCUGCUGAGCAAGGACACUGAGGACCAGAGCCCCUCGCAGGCCUCAGGGCUACGACAACGGGUUGGCAGCAGAGCACAAGACUCGACUCCCGCGGAGACUCCCAGAGGGAAGCCCCAGCUCAACCUUCCGUCCCAGGCACCGCUCCUCCGAUGGGUCCUUACACUCAGCUUUUUGGUGGCAACGGUGGCUGUGGGACUUUAUGUCAUGUGA
Molecule: messenger RNA, 867 nt
Organism: Canis lupus familiaris (dog)
Lineage: Eukaryota; Metazoa; Chordata; Mammalia; Carnivora; Canidae
Gene: HMOX1
Product: heme oxygenase 1
Biological process (GO): heme oxidation; response to oxidative stress; heme catabolic process
Molecular function (GO): heme binding; heme oxygenase (decyclizing) activity
Source: RefSeq, marked validated